AUGACCACCAUUGACCACAGCAAACUUCCGACCUUUGAUGAAUUGCCUACGUGGAAGGACUUCAAAGGGUGUGCUUGGAGCGUCUGGGGUUCCGAUGAUCAACUAGGCACCGUCAAUCUCUUAACCGCCGACGUAGUCAAACGCGCAGCACAGGAGGAAAUCAAAACAGGGAAGACUGUUUGUUUGAAUUGGCCUAUCAAUUUUCCAGCGAAGCCAAUGUUCGGGAGGAAGAUUCCCCAUAUUGAAUCACGGAACAAAGGCGAUCCAGCCGUCAAUGACGAUGAGAUUUACAUCAACACCCAAUCUGGCUCCCAAUGGGAUGGUCUGAAGCACUUUGGCAUCAGAGAGCAUCGUGUGUUCUACAAUAACACCCCGGAUGAUAUCAUUCCUAAGGGACAUUUCGAGAUGCCUGAUCCGAACAAACUGGAUCCAGCAGUGUUGAAACUCGGAAUUCACAAUUGGGCUCAGCACGGCAUCUGUGGUCGCGGCGUCCUGCUGGACGUUGUGAAAUAUUUCACCGACGAACAUGGGAGCCUGCCCUAUGACCCGUGGACUACGCAUGCCAUUACCGUGGCUGACCUGGAAGCCUGCGCCAAGAAAGAAGGUGUAACAUUCAGGACGGGCGACAUUCUGCUUCUCAGGGUCGGAUUCAUUCAAAAGUAUUCUCAAGUUACCCAAGCACAGCGCGAUGAGCUACGGGGAAAGAAAGAGACAUUCGCCGGUAUUGAGCAGUCUGACGAUAUGAAGCGGUUCUUGUGGAACAAUCACUUUGCUGCCAUAGCUUCGGAUCAGCCAGCUCUGGAGAGGUGGCCUACGCCAGAAGGGACCCCUCAUAUGCAUCAGACCGUCCUAGGUCUAUGGGGCAUGCCCAUUGGGGAAUUCUUUGACCUUGAGGCUUUAUCGAAGGCGUGCGCGGAGCAAGGACGAUGGACCUUCUUCUUUUCAUCCUGGCCGCUGAACGUGCUGGGUGGUGUGGCGAGUCCUCCCAACGCUGCGGCCUAUCUGUAAGUGGCUCGAUCUUGAACACAGGCCAUAUUUUGGAACCAAGUAUCUCGGAUGAGCGGAAGGGGUCGAAUAACGGCGGGAGGAAAUUGUACGAUAAAUUACGAGCUGUUACAUGCAUCGAACAGAGAGAGAUUGCAGAAAUCGUCGCAUACAGAUCUACCCUUCAUCAGCAGUCAAAGCGUUGGUUCUUGACUCGUGUGAAUUUUUAUGUGGUGUGGAACUUCAGAGGCCCGGCGCGGUGUCUCAGCUCCCGGCCCUUCCAUUGCAUGAGCGGUACGAGGAGAAACGCGGCGAAGCUAAUCGCAGCCUGCGUCCCAAACGAGGCCUCGGUCCCCAGUUUGUUGGCCCACGUCACUUGGAAAUACGAUACGAUGAAGCCUCCUGUCGUGCGCCCGAAAUUGAUCCACGCGGCGACCUCUCCCGACGCUUCGGGGUACGAAUCCAAAAGAUACGCCUGAAGCGCGACGGUCGUAAUCAUAAUUCCAAACACGAACAGGCCCCACCCGACGGCGAGCGCUGCCCAGUGCCACGCCCUUUCGAGCGCAAAUCCCACAACCACCAGGCCGGUGCACAUGAACGGCGUGCUGAACCACACG
This is a messenger RNA of Gloeophyllum trabeum ATCC 11539, 1601 nucleotides long. RefSeq lists its product as uncharacterized. The coding region runs from base 1 to 1008 and encodes 335 amino acids. The transcript has 17 exons. Gene Ontology annotation, molecular function: arylformamidase activity. Lineage: Eukaryota; Fungi; Basidiomycota; Agaricomycetes; Gloeophyllales; Gloeophyllaceae. The record is from RefSeq and is a predicted model, not a curated record.